Molecule: messenger RNA, 681 nt
Organism: Vicia villosa (hairy vetch)
Lineage: Eukaryota; Viridiplantae; Streptophyta; Magnoliopsida; Fabales; Fabaceae
Exons: 3
Coding region: 177-596 (139 amino acids)
Source: RefSeq, a predicted model, not a curated record
AUGUUGCUUGGAAGUUGAUAAGGUCCGAGGGCUUCAGGGGACUAUACAGAGGGUUUACCUUGUUAAUACAAAACCUGUUGGCCAUCAGGUAUUAAGAUGUUUCCCUUGUUAACUGCAUUAUAUUCAUCUUUAUAAAACUGCAUUAUAUUCAUUUGUAUAAAACCUUGCGUGUCUCCAUGCUCGAAUUUUUCCAACCCUCUUUUGUCUCAUUGCAGGAUCUAGUUGGUCUGUUUAUGUCUAUAUUACUCCUUGUAGAUUUCAUCUUAGUGUUGCUUACAUUACUUCAGAUAUACUUGUUGCCGCUAAUGAGUUUCUUCUUAGUUUUAUUUGUCCUCCCUCUUGGUGUGUUAUUUCCAUUUCCAUAUGGAAUCAGUGCUUUGUUUAGUCCAGGGCCUAGGCGACCAGCUGGCCUUGCUCGGCUAUAUGUUGUGUGGAAUCUGACCUCCGUAGUCAAUGUUGUAGUUGUCUUCAUUUGUGGUUUUAUUCAUUAUAUAGUUCAUUCACAUGACAAGCAUUCCAACAUUCAAUCCUGGAAUUUAGUAUGGAAGAAAGUGAAUGGUGGAUGCUUCCUUCUGAUCUAUUCCUCUGCAAAAUAAUUCAAGCUCGUCUUAUUGAUUGUCAUAUGGCUAACUAGGAAAUACAAGAUCUUUCAUUGUAUAACAGUGACACUAUUGUCUUUUG